GCUAACUUAGUAGCUCAGUUAGCAGCUCCUAAAAGUUCUGUUAUCACCCAUGUCCUUUGGUGUGUGCGAGAGCUUCUUUCGUAUGUUUGUGGGGGGGUACCUCCCUGAAAUGGGUUUUUGCAACUUGGGAUAUCUGUGUAUAUUAUAUUGACCCGUGACUUGACUCGGACUCUAGCCUAAAGACUCGUGACUGGACUGGGACUCGUAUUUUGUGACUUGUGAACAUCUCUGCUGGGUUUACGGUUGGUACCGGUACAGGGGGAACAUGGCGGUGCAGUGGAUGCAGUGUGGGAGGAGAUGGUACAGAGGAAUCACUGAAGUCUUCUCCUGCAGUGCACUGAGAGUAACACCAGCAUGUUCUAACAGAGGAGCUGGUACUGGUUUACACUCACUGUCUCAGGUUAGACAUCUACAUGUACCAGUUAGAACCAACACUUUUGCAAGGUACAGAAGUAGAUUUUUUCAUCCAGUGACAAGUUGCAGUAGCUGUAGGAUACACAGUGACACAAAGCCAAAAGAUCCUUUUUCACUUGCACAAGAUGACCUCAACAACUUAUAUGAGGAUAUUAAAAAGCAGCUGCUGAUGUCCAAAGCGGAGCUGAAAGCACUGUGUGAUUAUUACUUUGAUGGCAAGGGUAAGGCGUUUCGACCCAUGAUUGUGGUGCUAAUGGCCAGAGCCUGCAACAUUCACAGCAACAAAAACGGAGAUCUUCUCCCAGCUCAGCGCUCUAUAGCCAUGAUCUCAGAGAUGAUCCACACUGCCAGCUUGGUGCACGAUGACGUUAUCGAUGGUGCUGAUAUGAGGAGAGGAAAGACCACCAUUAACGAGGUGUGGGGGGAGAGAAAGGCCAUCCUGGCUGGAGAUUUCAUCCUGUCUACAGCGUCUAUGGCACUCGCUCGCAUCGGCAACAACGCAGUCGUGUCUGUACUCUCCCAGGUUAUAGAGGACCUGGUAAGAGGUGAAUUUAUGCAACUGGGAUCCAAAGAGAACGAGAAUGAGAGGUUUAAACACUAUCUAGAGAAAACGUUCAAGAAGACGGCCAGUCUGAUAGCGAACAGCUGUAAAGCAGUGUCAAUUCUGGUCAGCUCGGAUCCUGAGGUUCACGAGAUCGCUUACCAGUAUGGCCGAAACGUAGGCAUUGCCUUCCAGCUGGUGGAUGACGUGCUGGACUUCACAUCGUGUGCUAAUCACCUGGGCAAGCCUUCAGCUGCAGAUCUGAAACUGGGUUUGGCCACCGGACCUGUUCUGUUUGCUUGUAAACAGUUUCCUGAACUGCACUCUAUGAUAAUGAGACGCUUCGAUUCAGAAGGAGACGUGGAUCGGGCCUGGCAAUACGUCCUGGAGAGCGAUGGAGUGGAGCAGACAAGUUACCUCGCCUUGCGGUACUGCCACGAAGCCACGCGUCAGAUCAGCCGACUGCAGCCCUCACCCGAGCGCGACGCUCUGAUCCGUCUCACAGAGCUCGUCCUCAAACGAGACAAAUGAGCCUGGAGUCUCCGGAUCGCCCACACAGGCAGCUACACAACUGUACCAUGAUUUACAAAAGUACACACAUACAGCAGGAUGCCCAGGUUCAGUCAGGCAGUCACGGCACGCUGCAGCACACACACGGUGUGUUAAUGCUGGGACAACACUCGCUACACCAUGCUGAAUAUGUCUGUCUAGAACUGAUGUGGACACCUGCACCUUAAGAACUCCCCCAAAACAGCUAAUUAAAGAAAGAAGGCCCUGGUAAGCAUGGUGCAAAUGAUCGUGCGUACUGGUACGUGCGUUCAGCAUCAGCAUUUUUGGGUGACUGAAAUAUAUUCGUUUUGCAAAAAACGAAGACGUGAAAUAUUUACACUGUAUUGUACUGUACUGUACACUCCCUCUCCUGCAGAAGCCUGGCAUCAUGGUGGAGGAGGAUGCGUGGAGUGAUUUCAGGCAUGAUAUGGCUGUGAGCCUUUAUUACACCUCCAGAAUGUCCGUCCAAGCCCCGCUGGCCAAAUCGUGUCAUGUUCUGAACGUUCAGCUCUGUCCUCAAUGUGGUUUUACAUCACUUAUAUGACAACAGCCUUAAAUCAUAAAAGAUGUGAUAUUAAAAAAAGAUAUUUUAUAAGUUUGA
Molecule: messenger RNA, 2105 nt
Organism: Trichomycterus rosablanca
Lineage: Eukaryota; Metazoa; Chordata; Actinopteri; Siluriformes; Trichomycteridae
Gene: pdss1
Product: prenyl (decaprenyl) diphosphate synthase, subunit 1
Exons: 12
Coding region: 266-1486 (406 amino acids)
Biological process (GO): isoprenoid biosynthetic process; ubiquinone biosynthetic process
Cellular component (GO): mitochondrion; transferase complex
Molecular function (GO): prenyltransferase activity
Source: RefSeq, a predicted model, not a curated record